Messenger RNA from Culicoides brevitarsis, 2054 nucleotides. It is a transcript of the gene pit, whose product is annotated as probable ATP-dependent RNA helicase pitchoune. Lineage: Eukaryota; Metazoa; Arthropoda; Insecta; Diptera; Ceratopogonidae. The transcript has 4 exons. Gene Ontology annotation, molecular function: nucleic acid binding; ATP binding; RNA helicase activity. The record is from RefSeq and is a predicted model, not a curated record. Gene Ontology annotation, biological process: maturation of LSU-rRNA from tricistronic rRNA transcript (SSU-rRNA, 5.8S rRNA, LSU-rRNA). Gene Ontology annotation, cellular component: nucleolus. Bases 104 to 1996 code for a protein of 630 amino acids.
UUUCACGUGUGUUCUUGUUGCCUGCGAAACAAUUCCUCCUCGUUUUUCUGAUAAAUUUCAAAGAAAUCAAUUCAAAUUUGGCAGCGAAAAACAUUUCAAGAAAAUGUUGAAGACUCGCGAGCAACUCUUGAUGCAAAAAAUCAAGAAACGGGAGCAAAAACGUAAAGAAUUGGUAGCGAAGAAGCGUAAAAAUAGCUUGAACGAGCAAGAAGAGGAUGAAGAAGUUUCCAUGCCCGUAACUCAAAAUGGAGUGAACAAAAAACGGAAACAAGAAGAAAAACAAGCAAAAAAAAACAAGAAAAAUAAAGUCAUUGCCUGUGAAGAAAAUGUCGAAGAUGAGGAAAACCAAGUCGAAAAACCUAAAAAGAAGAAAAAAUCCAAAGUUGAACCCGAAGAUGAAGUAAAAUCUGAACAAGAAGACGAUGAAAAUGACGAAAAUGAAGAAGAAACGUCAGUCGAAGCUCAACUUCCGGGAUCUUCGGGUGUUUUGGAAACUUUAUUAGGCGAUCACAGCUUUUCUUCGUUGAAAGGACGAGUUUCCGACGAAACUUUGAAAGCCAUUGAAGCCAUGGGAUUCACAAAAAUGACAGAAAUUCAAGCAAAAUCCAUCCCUCCGUUGCUCGAAGGUCGCGAUCUCGUUGGUUCAGCAAAAACGGGAAGCGGAAAGACUCUUGCGUUUCUCAUUCCAGCAAUCGAAUUGAUUAACAAACUAAAAUUCAUGCCGCGAAACGGCACGGGUGUCAUCAUAAUCUCGCCAACGCGCGAACUUUCGAUGCAAACUUUCGGGGUUUUGAAGGAAUUGAUGGAACAUCAUCAUCACACAUACGGCUUGUUGAUGGGAGGCGCGAAUCGCACCGUUGAAGCAGAAAAAUUGAGUAAAGGAUUGAAUAUUGUGGUUGCUACGCCGGGUCGUUUGCUGGAUCAUUUGCAACAUACGAACGAUUUUUUGUACAAAAACCUUCAGUGUCUCAUUAUCGACGAAGUUGAUCGUAUCAUGGAGAUCGGUUUUGAGGAAGAUAUGAAGCAAAUUAUCAAUUUGUUGCCCAAAAAACGUCAAACGAUGCUUUUUUCGGCGACACAAACCGAAAAAACUGAAGCUCUAUCGAAGCUUGCAUUGAAAAAGGAGCCAAUUUACGUCGGAGUCGACGAUUUAAAGGCAGAAGCGACAGUUUCGGGACUCGAACAAGGUUACAUUGUUUGCCCGUCGGACAAACGUUUGCUCGUUCUCUUCACAUUUUUGAAGAAAAAUCGCAAAAAGAAGGUCAUGGUCUUCUUUUCGAGUUGCAUGUCCGUCAAAUAUCAUCACGAGCUGUUCAACUACAUCGACUUACCUGUCACUUCGAUCCACGGAAAGCAAAAACAAACCAAACGAACGACAACUUUCUUCCAAUUUUGCAAUGCUGAAUCGGGGAUUUUGUUGUGUACGGAUGUCGCAGCUCGAGGUCUCGAUAUUCCCGCUGUCGACUGGAUUGUGCAAUUUGAUCCGCCAGAUGACCCCAAAGAGUAUAUCCAUCGCGUUGGCAGAACAGCUCGCGGCGAAGGCACCUCAGGUCACGCUUUGCUCAUUCUCCGACCCGAAGAAUUAGGAUUUCUGCGAUAUCUGAAGCACGCCAAAGUGCCGUUGAACGAAUUUGAGUUUUCGUGGAAUAAAAUCGCCGAUAUUCAGUUGCAACUUGAGAAUUUGAUAACAAAAAAUUAUUUCUUGCAUCAGUCGGCGAAAGAGGCGUUUAAGGCUUAUGUGCGGGCUUAUGACUCGCAUGCCUUGAAGGAUAUUUUCAAUAUUAGCACACUCGAUUUGCUGCAAGUAGCGAAAAGUUUUGGAUUUACGUCGCCGCCCGCGAUGGAUUUGAAGAUGGGACACAAAUUCAAGGAGCCUGAAAGGAGAGCGGGACAACGUGGCAUGGGAUAUUUCAAGAAAAUGAAUAAGGAACAUCAAAAAACGAAAAUUUAUCGACAAGUUGGAAGGAAAGAGCUCAAAAAACAUGUCGAAGUUUAAAUUUUGUUUUUGAAAUUAAAUUAAAAAGAGAGAUAAAUAAAUUUUAUUUCAUUAUAAA